AUGCGACCCAUCACCACAGCUGUGGCUGGCCUUGGUGUGCUCUCCCUGGCAGCCGCGGAGCAUAACCAUCACCACCACCACCGCCGCCUGGGUCACGACCAUGCCCAGGCCAACAAUCUCGCUGCCAGGUCGCUCAAUCUAGCGGGCAAGACGGUCACGAUCACGGACAGCUCGCGCACCCAGGCGACCUCACUGCCGGAGAUCGUUGUCUUUGUCGACAAGAACGGCACGCCUGUGACGACGGCGGAGGCUAUAGUCGUCCUCGUCCCACCUACUAGCAGUGCGUCGGCGGUGGGCAAGGCAGCCCAUUCGCCUCCUGGUACCCGAACUGUGACUGGAGUACCAGCAGGCCCCACGGGUGGCUCGCCGCCGCAAGGUCCCGGUUCGCCCGUCAAUAAUGCCACGGGCGAUGGCCUUUUCGGGGUGGCGUACGCCCCUUACAACGCAGAUGGCGGUUGCAAGUCGGCCACCCAGAUCAUGCAGGACUUUGGUGUCAUCGCCAAGACGUACGGAUUCGUGCGUGUGUACGGUAUCGACUGCAACCAGAUCCCCAACGUCUACGCCGCCGCCAAGACCAACAACCUCAAGGUGUUCUUCGGCAUCUUCAGCCUCGACGACCUGGGCGACCAGAUCGCCACGCUUGUGCAGGGCAUCCAGAAGGACUGGUCGAUCGUCGACACGGUCAGCAUCGGCAACGAGCUGGUCAACAACGGGCAGGCGUCCCCCCAGCAGAUCCUGGACGCGCUCAAGAGCGGCAGGGCCCUGCUGAAGCAGUCGGGCUGGACGGGCCCGGUGGUGACGGUGGACACAUUCGUGGCCGUGCUGGCGCACCCAGAGCUGUGCAAGGCGAGCGACUACUGCGCGUGCAACAUCCACCCGUUCUUCGACCCCAACACGGCGCCGGGGCAGGCCGGGGUGUUCGUGGCCAACCAGGUGCAGAACAUCCGCAACAAGCUGGGUGACCCGUCUGCGCGCGUGCGCGUGACCGAGUCGGGCUGGCCAUGGCAGGGCUCGGCCAACGGACAGGCGGUGCCGGGGGUCGAGCAGCAGGCGGCGGCUAUCAGCAGCAUCCGGGCGGCGUUCGCCAGCAACCCGCAGGACAUGGUCCUCUUCUCGGCGUUCAACGACCUGUGGAAGAAGGCGGACCCGCCAACGUUCUACGCGGAGCAGUACUGGGGAAUAGGAACUGCCAAUGCUCCUUCUGCGUGA
This is a messenger RNA of Diaporthe batatas, 1209 nucleotides long. RefSeq lists its product as uncharacterized. Gene Ontology annotation, molecular function: glucan endo-1,3-beta-D-glucosidase activity; 1,3-beta-glucanosyltransferase activity. The coding region runs from base 1 to 1209 and encodes 402 amino acids. Gene Ontology annotation, biological process: cell wall organization; carbohydrate metabolic process. The record is from RefSeq and is a predicted model, not a curated record. The transcript has a single exon. Gene Ontology annotation, cellular component: cell surface; fungal-type cell wall; extracellular region. Lineage: Eukaryota; Fungi; Ascomycota; Sordariomycetes; Diaporthales; Diaporthaceae.